UUUUUUUUUAUCGCAAUAAAUAUCGUACUGUGGAAUUUAUACCAAGGUAUUAUUUUACUGUAAGAUUUUGAUAUCAUUACAUCCUUAGUUAUGAAUAUUUACAGCACAUGUUGUCAAACUGAUGAAGACAUUUUCUUCAUUUGCUGGUGUUUUAUCUAUUUGCAUAUUUUCUUCAGUUGCAGCACAUUGAGCUCUCUCGGCCACCAUAAACAUCAGUUCUUUAUUUACCCUUGCAUUGCAAUUAAGCAGAGAUUUCCAAACUGUGCGCGGCACUUCUUUCUGAAUGGAGGCAUGGUGAGUUAUGAGGUUUGACCAGUUUGAGGAUCCAGUGGAGUUACGAGGUUUAGUCUCAACCUCUUUGAAAAGCUUUUCUUUGGUUAAAUAUUUGUAAAAACCCACAUACAGACAUAAAGGAUGACCAAUAGCAUUCUUUUUUUUUUUUAAGAUACAUUUUAAAUUGUAAAAUAUGAUGAAAUAUAGAGAUACAAGAUCAUAUUUUUCCCCCUUUUUAACCAAUUUGCAAUCGCUUUGCCUUUUUAAGUUUCAUACUGACAUCUCCCACCAAGUAUGACUGGAAUUAAAAAUAUACAUGACAAGCCUAGACAAGCAACUUUCACAAACAAUUGAGCAACCAAGUGUGCAAUGUGCAAGCAUGCUAUAUAGAUUUUUAAAAGGUUUUAUUAGAAACGUAAUUUACGUAGAUGUGGGUCUACAACAAAAAAUGAAUAUUGCAGUAUCUGGAAUCUGAUGCUGUCAAAUUAGCUUGACUCUAUUGCAUUCUUGAUCGACCUGACUUAUGUCCUCCCCUAUGUGAUCAUUGGCUACUUUCUUAAUCAUUCAAUCUUAUCUCUCUCUUUCUAUAUAUGUAAACACGGCAUCAAGACAUUUUCAUUUGACAUUCGCAGUUGAGAUCAUUUUUAUGGGAUGCUUCUCUUUCUUUACACACUCACAUUUUUCAGUUACCUUCAUAUAAAGGCAGAAAAUCCUUUUUGCCGAAUGAUGGGAGACCCUAAGUACCCACUGCUUUCCAAGGAUGGUGAAGUAACUAUUGGAGCAAUUUUUGCAAUGCACAGUAAAGAAACAUUACCUUCAUUUGAGUUUACUCAAAAACCUCAGCUUCUAUCAUGCUCCAGUGUGAAUCUUCCAGAUUUUCGGCUGGCUCAAAUAAUGAUCUUUGCCAUUGAGGAGAUUAACAGAAGUGAAAUGUUGCUCCCAAAUUUAUCUAUUGGUUAUCAAAUCUAUGACACUUGUAGUUCAAGAAUGUCUUCUAUGAGUGCAACUAUGGGAUUGAUGAAUGGUCCAGAAUUUGCAGGAGGGGGCAGAUGCAAUGGAAAGCCUCCUAUACAAGCUAUCAUCGGAGAAACUGAGUCUUCUGCUACAGUGAUUCUGUCUAGAACUACAGGACCGUUUAAAAUUCCAGUGAUAAGUCACACAGCCUCAUGUGAAUGUCUGAGUAAUAGGAAAGAUCACCCCUCAUUCUUCAGGACUAUUUCUAGUGAUUACCACCAGAGCACAGCACUUGUAUACAUAGUCAAACACUUUGGCUGGUCCUGGGUGGGAACUGUGAAUAGUGACAAUGACUAUGGAAACUAUGGAAUGGCCAUAUUUCUGAAUAAAGCACAGAAAGAGGGGAUUUGUGUGGAGUACUCUGAGAAAUUCUACAGAACAGAGCCAGAAAAACUAAAAAAAGUAAUAGAUGCAAUUAAAAAAAGCACAGCAAAAGUGAUUGUUGCAUUUGUCUCAUUUAUUGAGAUGGGCUUACUUAUUGAUCAGCUAAGUAUUCAGAAUAUCACAGGCUUCCAAAUAAUCGGAGUGGAAGGAUGGAUAACUUCAAGGAGUUUAUUCAGCCAAAAUAGUUUUCAUGUGAUGGGAGGGUCACUGGGUUUUGCCUUGAGAAAAAUCAACUUUGAAGGGUUUUCAGAUUAUGUUAUAAAAGCAUUCUGGGACACAGCAUUCCCAUGCUCACUGAGUGUAGGGAAUUCCUCUCAAUAUGCAAUAAAUUGCAGCAGAUAUCAGGAUCUACUUGCACUGAAAAACUACAAUGAAGAUGUGCCUGAACAAAGAUAUUCAAGCCAUGUCUACAAAGCAGUUUAUGCUGUGGCUCAUUCCCUACACAGUCUACUUAAGUGCAAAGAACAAGAAGGUUGUGAGAAAGACCUGACAAUACAACCACAGCAGGUGGUUGAGGCUUUAAAAAAAGUAAAUUUUACCGUAAAGUUUGGAGAUCAUGUGUGGUUUGACAACACGGGUGCCGCAGUAGCCCAUUAUGAAGUUGUAAACUGGCAGCAGGACUUAGAUGGAUCAUUCCAAUUUAAAUCAGUGGGAUACUACGAUGCCUCACUGCCCCCUGACCUGCGCUUUAUGGUUAACACUAAAAACAUAAUUUGGGCUGGAGGACAGCUGGAGAAGCCAAGGUCUGUGUGCAGUGAGAGCUGUCCUCCAGGCACUAGGAAGGCUGCACAGAAAGGAAGACCUGUCUGCUGUUAUGACUGUAUUCCAUGUGCAGAUGGAGAAAUCAGUAAUGAGACAGAUUCAAAUAACUGCAAGUUGUGUCCAGGGGAAUACUGGUCUAAUGCUGAGAAAAAUAAAUGUGUGUUAAAGGCUGUAGAGUUUCUGUCAUUCACGGAAGUUAUGGGUAUCGUGUUAGUCGUUUUCUCACUGUUUGGAGUAGGAUUAACUGUGAUGGUGGCCAUCCUGUUUUACAGCAAGAAGGACACCCCCAUAGUGAAAGCCAACAAUUCAGAGCUGAGCUUCCUGCUGCUCUUCUCAUUGACUCUUUGUUUCCUCUGUUCUAUUACUUUUAUUGGUCAACCCAAUGAGUGGUCCUGCAUGUUACGUCACACAGCUUUUGGCAUCACCUUUGUCCUCUCUAUCUCCUGCGUUCUGGGAAAAACAAUAGUGGUGUUAAUGGCCUUUAAGGCUACACUUCCAGGAAGUAAUGUCAUGAAAUGGUUUGGGCCUUCACAACAACGACUCAGUGUUCUUGCCUUUGCACUUAUACAGGUUUUAAUCUGUGUGCUUUGGCUAACAAUAUCACCCCCAUUUCCCAACAAAAAUAUGAAAUAUUAUAAGGAAAAGAUAAUUCUUGAGUGCAGUCUGGGUUCUACUGUAGGUUUCUGGGCUGUUCUGGGUUAUAUUGGCCUAUUGGCUGUUAUGUGCUUUGUUCUGGCUUUUCUGGCUCGCACACUGCCUGAUAACUUCAAUGAAGCCAAAUUCAUCACAUUCAGUAUGCUCAUAUUCUGUGCUGUAUGGAUCACAUUUAUUCCAGCUUAUGUCAGUUCUCCUGGAAAAUUUACUGUAGCUGUGGAGAUAUUUGCCAUUUUAGCCUCAAGCUUUGGUUUACUAUUCUGCAUAUUUGCGCCUAAAUGUUAUAUCAUUCUGCUUAAGCCUGAACAAAAUACAAAGCAACAUAUGAUGGGAAAAACAUCUAAGACCCUCUAAAGAAUAUUUUUUUUUUUUUUUUUCAAAAAGUGAUAUUAAGAUUGCAAACUUUUUUCAUGUACAUUGAUUAAAUAAACUAUCAAACAUUUAAACAUAGUAGUAUGCACAUGUGUGAAUUAUAUCAAGAAAAAGACACCACUAAAAGCUUUGACACACUUGAAGCUUUGAUAUUUUCAAAAAGAAAAGUCUGACAACAUACAGUAAUUACUUGCUACCUUCCUUCUAUUCUUCAUAAUGAUUUUUUGUUAGUUUGUUUCAUUUAGUUUUUUUUUUUUUUUUUUUCCUGUUUAAUCUAGUUUUUUAAACAAAUCAUGUUUUUUCCCAAAGUGUAAGGGAAGGCCGGAGAUGGAGAGUCCCUGUAUUUUGGACAGUAGUGCAUUCAAUUUUCCUAGAAAUGCAUGAAGUGAUUUAAAAAUAAAUAAAAAAAUAAAAAAUAAAUACAUAAUAAUAAUAAUAAUAAUAAUAAUAAUAAUAAUAAUAAUACAAUGCAAUACAGCCACUUUUGGAAAAUAUAAUGCUAAAUGUAUUAUUUGUUUUGGGGUUUGGGGUAUUUGCUGCUCAUCAGCAUUAAAACUGUUAUGGGUGUUUUUUUAAAACCUGCUGUCAAAAUGUGGUAUUUUCUCAAACAGUAAAAUUUUAAAUAAUAAUAAAAAAAGCACAGAACAGUAUUUUGUCAAGAAACAGGAUUCUGAACAUUCAAUUAACUGCUUUACAGACUUCAGUUUACUCUGACUUCUGAGAACACUGUGCUGUUUUGCCAAAUUGUUUGUCACUCUUUUCCAUUUCCUAUAGGCUACAGUGACACUCCACUGUUUGAUAUAUUCUCCAUUUACAGAUGAAACUCUUUUAAAGUUCUCUACAUUAAUAAACUUCCAUGUAGUCAGCAGUACAAUUCACUAAAUAAAAUAUAACAGCAUUUGUCACCAUUUAUGCUAAACUUCCAUGCAAUAAAAUUUUGCAUGAUUUAUUUAAAAUUGUAUACUCAGGUGUAUUUUGAACCCAAUAAUGCUUGCUUCAAAAGCACAAAUUGUACUACAGGUCUAACACACAUCUUCAGUGAUAUUUGUAGUGAAAGCCAACAACUCAGAGCUGAGCUUCCUGCUGCUCCUCUCACUGACUCUGUGUUUUGUCUAUUACUUUCAUUGGUCAGCCCAAUUAGUCAUCCUGUAAGUUGCAUCACACAGCAUUUGGGAUAACUUUUGUCCUCUGUAUCUCCUGUGUUAUGGGAAACACAAUAGUGGUGUUAAUGGCUUUCAAGGAUACACUUCCAGGAUGUAAUGUCAUGAAAUGGUUUGGGCCUACACAACAACAACUCUUGCCUUUGCACUUAAACAUGUUCUUAUCUAUGUACAGUACAGUCCAAAAGUUUGGAAC
This is a messenger RNA of Megalobrama amblycephala (Wuchang bream), 4815 nucleotides long. Its product is annotated as extracellular calcium-sensing receptor-like. Gene Ontology annotation, cellular component: membrane. Gene Ontology annotation, biological process: G protein-coupled receptor signaling pathway. NCBI's taxonomy places the organism in Eukaryota, Metazoa, Chordata, Actinopteri, Cypriniformes, Xenocyprididae. Gene Ontology annotation, molecular function: G protein-coupled receptor activity. The transcript has 6 exons. The record is from RefSeq and is a predicted model, not a curated record. Bases 925 to 3441 code for a protein of 838 amino acids.